This is a messenger RNA of Delphinapterus leucas (beluga whale), 1202 nucleotides long. RefSeq names its product interferon induced transmembrane protein 10 (gene IFITM10). Gene Ontology annotation, cellular component: plasma membrane. The record is from RefSeq and is a predicted model, not a curated record. NCBI's taxonomy places the organism in Eukaryota, Metazoa, Chordata, Mammalia, Artiodactyla, Monodontidae.
AUGCGCGCGGGGCUUCGGCAUCUGGGAUUGUCCUGGGGGGCUGUUUAUGGGGCCAAAGGAGAGACACCGCAGGGUGCCAGGGUGGGCCCAGUAGGGUGGUCCGGACCCGGCUCAUCCUUCCUCUCCCCCAUCCUGCAGGCCCAGGGCUCCAGCCAGUGCCCAGCCCCGCUGGGAGCCCCGGCCAGCACCACGGACGGCACCCAGGAAGCCCGAGUUCCCCUGGACGGGGCCUUCUGGAUCCCGAGGCCCCCGGCGGGUUCGCCCAAGGGCUGCUUCGCCUGCGUGUCCAAGCCCCCCGCCCUGCAGGCUCCAGUGGCCCCCGGGCCUGAGCCCUCAGCCUCACCCCCCAUGGCACCCACCCUGUUUCCCAUGGAGUCUAAGAGCAGCAGGACAGACAGCGUGCGGGCCACCAGCGCCCCCCAGGCCUGCAAGCACCUAGCAGAGAAGAAGACCAUGACGAACCCCACGGCGGUCAUCGAGGUCUAUCCCGACACCGCGGAGGUGAACGACUACUACCUGUGGUCCAUCUUCAACUUCGUCUACCUCAAUUUCUGCUGCCUGGGUUUCAUCGCCCUGGCCUACUCCCUCAAAGUUCGGGACAAGAAACUUCUCAACGACCUGAACGGGGCAGUGGAGGACGCCAAGACCGCUCGGCUGUUCAACAUCACCAGCUCUGCCCUGGCGGCCUCCUGCAUCAUCCUUGUCUUCAUCUUCCUGCGGUACCCGCUCACCGACUACUGAGGCCCCGACAGGCACCGCCAGCCUGGAGAUGAAGCUCUGAGAUGGGUUCAUUUCGUGGCUGAGGAAAGCCGGAUGCCCUGCGGCGGGGGCGGAGCCGGAGCCCCCCUGCAGCUGGGAACCCGGCAGCGAGGCACCGGGACAGUGAGUUCCGUGCCAGCCCACCCUCUCUGCCUCCCGGCCCUCCUCCUGUUUCGGGGGGGCCCGUGGGUUUCUUCCUGUGCUGCUGCACCUUGGCUUCCAGUGGCUGCCCUCCCUGCCUGCCUGUGCCCCCGUCCAGGCUCCUGGGGCCCCUCAGACCUGACACCCAGCAAGAAGGGCUUUUGUGGGAGCUUCCCAGGAUCAGGUGGCUGCCAGCACCUGGGGACUGACUCUCUCCUCCCUGACGCCACCUCCUCCAAGCCGUGACCCUGCUCAGAGCUCUUGUAUCUGUGAACUUCCAAUAAAAUACCUGCCCAGCUCUG